Molecule: messenger RNA, 2550 nt
Organism: Scomber japonicus (chub mackerel)
Lineage: Eukaryota; Metazoa; Chordata; Actinopteri; Scombriformes; Scombridae
Exons: 10
Coding region: 111-2009 (632 amino acids)
Source: RefSeq, a predicted model, not a curated record
GCGAGGACGACACCACGAAGAAGAGCGUCUGAGCUGUGUCGCACGUAUCUCUGAUCCAGUUCAACGACACGACGACGGCUGGUCUUUGAUUAUAUCACUUACUUUCAAAGAUGGUUCGAUCACAUUUUGGACCACCACGCCUGAAGUCCAGACCCUAUGGAGAUGGUCAUGGACAUGGUAUUGGACCCAAUGAAGGCAAUUACAACUCGAACUCCAAAGGUCGGAGAGAAGUCCAGGGUUACCAAGGAAAGGCCCCCUUUAACUGGAGAGAAUCUAGAGGUAGAGGACGACCCCCGGUUGUCAAAAGAGUCCCGCUAAUGGGAGAGCAAAGGGAGCCACGUUUCAAUCACUGGAAGUCCCCAAAUCAGGAUUCCUUUCAAUCAUACCCUCCCAAAAUGGAACCACACCAUAACCAGAGGAGGCAUUCUCCAUCUAGGCAAAACCGCACCCCCCACAUUCAGCAUCAUUCAUCCUCUCGCAGUCCUGCACAAGGAUCCCCAAGUCAAAGGGGCCCCCCAUUUCAUGGCCACCCCUCAAGUCACAGGUCACCCUCCCCAAGACAUUUUCGCAACCACCCAGGCGACAGGAAGCCAGGUCCUGCACCACCCUACCAGGGGUCUUUCAGGGGCCACAAAAGGCAGUCAGGUUUCCCCCAUCAGGAUCAAAGGAGUCGAGACCCUCGUGGGAAUUACAACCCCAGAGAAAGACCCUAUGAGCACUCAGGUCACGGCAUGAAGCGCUGGAACGAACCUGGAGUGUUCUCUCAUCUGCACAAUGGAGAGCACGGGCCCUCUGGGUCACAGAGGAGCCCCAGAGAGAUGCAGGGGAGAGGCUCAUGUCCAGAGAGGUGGUCAUCUGAGCAAGACUCCAGGCGGCAGCGUGGUCCGGUGGAGAGGCAGGGCAGCAGAUCCCACAGUAGAGAGCGGGCACAAGAUGUCCCUCACCUGCCCCCUUUCAGAUCCCCCUCAUGGAAAGGAGGUCCAUCACCAUCAUCCUCCUACCACAGAAACCCUCAGGAGAGGCUAAUGGCAGGACCCCGCAAGAGGAGGAUAUCAGACAUCAACCUGCCCUCCUCAGACCCUGCAAUGGAGCAUGGCAAUCCAAAACACGCCAGGAGAGAGAGACCUCAGCUACUCAGCAUUCCCAGGCAAUUUGGUGGUAAACCUAUGCCUCUCAGGGAUAGAAGUCUAGUAGUUAGAGGCAGACAAAUGAGAGCAGAGUCUCUCAUGAGGCUCAGAAUACCUCCAUCCAUCAAACCCAAGCCUCGUCUGGUUGAUUCUGCCUCACGGGGAAAUGUCAGCUCAGUUCUAGCUAUCAGGAAGAAGCGUUUCCAGUCAAAUGCAGUUCCCCUGAAAAAGCAGGAACCAAGGAGGGAAAAACCACAAGAGUCGCCUGAGAGAGAAGAAGAAAAUUCAAGCAAGUCCUCGAGAGACUCUGAUAGCAGAAAAGAACAGGUGGAGUCUCGCCGGUCCUUGAACACACACAGAUCUUCUCCCAUAGAGAAACGUGACCUUGUUGUUUUGUCCCACUGGCCUCCCGGGCCAAGCUCAUCCUCCAAAGACGACUCACCUUCAAAGGAUCACAGCCCAAAGCCCAAGACUGAGCGCAGUUCCGAUGCAGAUGCUGCAUCAAGCAGCCGACUGUCAAAGACUGAUUCCAGAUCUUCACCUGAAGACAGAAGACAGGAAUAUUUGGAUAAGAGAAUGUUUAGACCAUUUAAUAUGAUGCAUGACAACCACAGAUCUGGGAGACCUUUCAGGAGACCAGGACCCGGACCCGGACCCAUGCAGGUGAGUAGACAAAGGUUCACUGGUGGUCCAAGGAAGACAGGCCCAGAACUAUCAGGAAAUGUUAGAAGACCACUCAUGGAGAGCUUAGUGAUGCGCCCCUUCCCGAAUCAGAGACCAGUUUUCAGAAAAAGUCACACUAUCAUGUCCAAAUACCGCAACAUGAGAGUGAUGCGUCAGCGAGUGCCAUAUAACAGAGGACCCAACCAACAACGCUGGUGAUAAGCUCAGCACAGUCUCUGUCUGCAAUAUGAGGGUGGAGAACAUGGUGCUGGAUGGACACACACCCCCUUCCCCACUACAAUCCCAACCUACCUGUACAAUGUGGAGUUGUUGUUGCUUACAUUUGUUCCCAAGUGUUUCAGUUGCAUCUCUGAAGUAUUGCAGUACUUUAUUUUAGGAUUUUUGUAAAAUACACAUUGUACUGUCCUGCUUCCCCCCCCCCCCCCCCGUGUAUAUGAUGAUUUGAGAGUUGCUGCUGUAAUAACUGCAGUCUUUAUUUCACUUUAAUAGUUUUUGCAUUUUCUUUUCCUACCAGCGACAAAUCUAUCAAGUUUGUUAAGUCAAAGAAAUGUUUACUUUAAUAUCCCAUCUUAAUGUUUUGUGAAGACUUAUCACAUGAAACGUCCUGUUUGAUUAAUCAUGGGUGUAUUGAUUAGACGCUGAAGCUUGUCAAAUGACAAUUAGCUACCACUUGUAAAACUUGUAUAAUCACAUGUUCAGUUUAUUGUUUGAGACUUGAAAUAAAGUUUAACAAGCUCUA